AGCUGAUGUCAUGCAUCAAUAAGCAGACUGACAGCGUGGAAAAACGUUAGAAUGUUUAUAAAUUGAUAAAAAUUAAAAUUAUUUCGAAUUUAAAAAUUAGUAUAGUGUGAUGGCUCUUGAAGACGAAAGUAGUGACUUUCUGCAUUCAUUUGCAUCAGACGAAAUCUUAUCGGAUUUCUUGCAAGACGACUUUGAGGUGCAGGAAUAUGCAACACAAGUUAUCCAGAAUGCAGCAAUAUCACAAAGGUUGGCCCAGCUUAUGGAUGGGAUCAGUAUAUUGGAUAAACAACUUCAAUCACAGAUUGCAUCACGACACGAAGAUCUCUUAGCACAAGCGACAGGUAUUGAAUCUUUAGAAGGAAUUCUCACUAUGAUGCAAACGAGGAUCAAUUCAUUGCAAGCUGUUGUAGAUAGAAUUCGUAACAAAGUGGGGGAACCUUACCAGAAAAUACAAUCACGAACCAUACAGCUGGGAAGGUUACAGGCCACCUGCGAUCUUUUAAGAAGAAUUAUUCGAAUCCAAAGACUCAGUAAACGUCUCCACACACAACUAAAUGGUGGAAUAAGAGAGAUAACUAAAGCUGCUCAAAGUCUAAGUGAAUUGGACUAUCUUUCUCAAGGCGUCGAUCUAAGCGGGAUAGAAGUGAUUGAAGAAGACAGAAACUUUAUUCGGCGGGCCAAAGAAGAAGUAGACGGCCAAGCGCGUCGUUUAUUGGAACAGGGCAAUUCUACACUGAAUCAGACGCACACCGCUACCGCUCUACAGGUGUAUUACAACCUAGGUUUGUUACGAAGCCCGAUAGAAACCGCAUGCACCGACGCAAUGACAAACAUGAAACGUAACAUCUCUGAAGCACUGGAUGUAAAUAUCCUAUCUCAGGCGUCAGUGAACCAGAUGUCUAACAAAGGGCCGGGCAAAGCAACCGGUAGCAUCCCAACACCUGGUAAUUCUGCUCAGUUUCGACUCCGACUGUGGAAUAAUAUUGAGAUGCUUAUGGACCAGAUAUCGGCCGCGUGUCUGCAGAUGAUCCACCUACAGAAAGUUUUAUCAAAAAAACGCGAUCCAGUGACGCAUUUAAAAUUCACUGACGAACUUGUAAAGGGCGGAGGUGACGUUCACUUUGUGAAAAAGUUCUGGGAAUUUCUGGUUCAGAAUUUAAAGAAAGAGUUGUCUGCUUCCGCUCAAGCCUCCAAUUACGUCACACAGGCGUUUGAGGGGGAAUAUCCGAAACUGCUACGAUUGGUGAACGAAUUGUGGGGAAAAGUUAGCAGUUAUAAGAUGAUAAUAGAGGGCGUCAGUGAUGCUCCGAGCGAUAAGUUCACAACGUUUCAAGCUAAUUCGUCAGCGCACCUAAAAGACGACGGGAACUCGUACGAUGCUGAGUCGGAACUGAGAUCUUGCUUGCUUAACUUCGAGCGAGCUUAUUUACAGCGAUCGCUUUCACGUCUAUUCGACCCCAUUAACUUAGUUUUUCCAACCGGUGGACGAACCCCUCCUUCAACCGACGAAAUCGGCUCCAUCAUUAAUGCAAUGUCAAGUGAAUUGAACGUUGUCAGUGUGGAUCGCGACCUGGGGUGCGCUGUGGCCAAGAACGUGGCUAAAACUGUCCAACUGUUUGCUGUGAAAUCUGAACAGCUGAUACAAACACAAGGUGACGCGAGUCAAGUAAUAGGACCACCAACUUCGGCACAAAACCGAAAUAUUUCGGUGGUCAAUUCACUUUAUGAACUGCAAAGAUCCCUCUUAAAACUUCUAUCCGAGCAACGCGGGCUUACAGUUGAAGCGUUAGAAACUGUACGAGCUUCCACGGAAUGUUUAUCGUUGCUUAUGGCGGGCGCUGUACAACCUCUGGUGUCAUCAGUUGCCGAUGCGGUUGAAGCCAUCGUAUUAACAAUGCAUAAUGAAGAUUUUGACACUGAUGCGGACUCGGUUUCGGGGAAUACCCUCUGCUCGCUGUACGUCAAAGAACUCCGUGAUUUCUUGUCCAGAGUUGUUAAAGACCAUUUCAGUCAAUUCGACUUUAAAGAUUUUGUCAUGGAGAGCCUUCUUCCCCUUGGUCAUCGUUCGAUCGAUCUGUUUGUUCGUCAUGCGAGUCUUCUCUCUCCUAUGAGCGAAGGAGGGAAAAUGAAACUGGCCGCAGAUUUCGCCCAGAUGGAGUUGGCUAUAUCACCUUUAUGCAAGCGGGUAACAGACCUCGGGUCUUCGUACAGAUUGCUUCGUGCGUUCAGACCCUUGCUGUUUCAAAACGAUGUCGUCAUCGGGGAUUCCCCAUCCAUAGGUGACGUCAUCCCUUAUAGCACAGCUUUGCAUUUUCUUUUCUCUCGAGCGCCACCUGACGUGAGGCCGCCAUACCAGGUAAUGGAAUGGUCAAUAAGCAGAUACAGUAGGUGGCUGGACGAACAUCAGAGCCAACGUGAGCGACUUAAUAUGCUCAGGGGGGCGCUAGAGAACUAUGUAAACUCUGUGCGCGCAAAACAGGGGACAGAGUUUGCGGACAUUUAUCCUCAGAUGGUAAAACUACUGCAGAAGGGAAUGGAAAAACAUUCAGUAACUCAGUAGAUGGUGAUUUCUUUUGCGAAGAAUGUCCUUGCUUGUGUGAUGAUUCAACAAAUGUAUCGUGGGGACGCAACACCUUUAACACAUAUUAUCCAAAUAUCCUAAUCGUAUUUUAAACAAUUAACAACGGUCUAUAGGAGUCGUGAGGAUACGGUUUCAUAUUUUUUCGGACUUUCUUUGUUUACUACCAAUUGGGACGAGAAAACAGAAUGAAAAGGUGUCUCCACAUCUUCCCCUAACCUAUAUAUGUGAAGAUCAUUUGCAACAGUAUGGUUCAUAGCAGACACGCCUAAUUAUGCAGCGGUAUUCGUGAUACGUUGUUGCUGUUGUCUUAAAGUUACAAACAUGAAACCAAGAUAUUUGAAAUUCUCGGCUGAUAUAUUCCGGUACACUUUUCGCUUAUUACUGUUGCCACACUUACAAGUGAUACUGCAUGCAUAAGCAUUGUAAAUAAUAUAUAGUGGAGUGGGGGAAGAUGGGACACAUUUAACACAUAAUAUCCAAAUAACCUGAUCGUGUUUUAAACAAUUAACAACGGUCUGUGGAUGUCAUGAGGAUAAGGUCCUAUAAUUCAUUGAAUGUUCUUUGUUUACUGCCAAAUGGAAAGUAAAAACUAAACGAAAGGGUGUCCCAACUUUCCCCACCCUACUAUGUUUGCAUAAUCACCACAUGCAUGUUACCGUGGUGGUCUCGCAACAAAUCUGCUUAUAUACUUGGCCGAUUCUUUCCUAUUAUACAACUUUAAAAUAUAUAUCAAGAAAAUGGACGAAACAU
Messenger RNA from Ciona intestinalis (vase tunicate), 3331 nucleotides. The record is from RefSeq and is a predicted model, not a curated record. NCBI's taxonomy places the organism in Eukaryota, Metazoa, Chordata, Ascidiacea, Phlebobranchia, Cionidae.